Elaeis guineensis (African oil palm) is the source of this 1703-nucleotide messenger RNA. Its product is annotated as acyl-coenzyme A oxidase 4, peroxisomal. The record is from RefSeq and is a predicted model, not a curated record. Gene Ontology annotation, cellular component: peroxisome. Gene Ontology annotation, molecular function: flavin adenine dinucleotide binding; acyl-CoA dehydrogenase activity. Lineage: Eukaryota; Viridiplantae; Streptophyta; Magnoliopsida; Arecales; Arecaceae. Gene Ontology annotation, biological process: fatty acid beta-oxidation.
CGCGCCCUUCGACGUCCUCAAACUCCGUGCCCAAUUCCCACCCCCCCGGGGACCCUUUCUUAAAUCCUUCCGCGACAUCCUCCUCCUCCUCCUCCUCCUCUCCCCAGUCUAAUUAAGCCCUAGAUCGAGAUCUUGGUCUUCGAUAUAUCCUCCUAGCUCCGUCCAUGGCCACCUCGACUCCGAAACAUGGUGAUCAUUUCAAGGGAGUUAUGGGUUCGCAUAUUGGAUUGCCAGCACUAGAUAUCUCUGCUGCAUUUCCUCAGGCAACACCUGCAUCAAUUUUUCCUCCAUCAGCAUCAGAUUAUUACCAGUUUGAUGACCUAUUGAGUUCUGAAGAAAAGGCUUUGAGGAGAAAAGUCCGAGAGGUCAUGGAAAAAGAAGUCGCUCCCAUAAUGGCAGGAUAUUGGGAGAAGGCAGAGUUUCCUUUUCAUGUAAUUCCUAAGCUCGCUACCUUGAGUCUUGCUGGAGGAACUAUAAAGGGUUAUGGGUGCCCAGGGCUCUCUAUUACCGGAAGUGCUAUUGCUACAGCAGAAGUUGCCAGAGUAGAUGCAAGCUGUUCGACCUUUAUUUUGGUGCAUUCUUCCUUGGCAAUGCUUACUAUUGCAUUGUGUGGGUCAGAGGCACAAAAGCAGAAAUACUUACCGUCAUUAGCUCAGUUGCAUACUGUUGCUUGCUGGGCUUUGACUGAGCCGGACUAUGGAAGUGAUGCAAGCUCCUUGAGAACCAUUGCAACAAAGGUCACAGGAGGUUGGAUAAUAGAUGGCCAAAAACGAUGGAUCGGGAACAGUACUUUCGCUGAUGUAUUAGUUAUUUUUGCUAGAAACACAAGUACCAACCAGAUAAAUGGUUUUAUUGUGAAGAAAGAUGCCCCUGGAUUGAGGGUCACAAAAAUUGAAAACAAAAUCGGUCUGAGGAUUGUUCAGAAUGGUGAUAUUCUCUUUAAGAAAGUAUUUGUUCCUGAUGAAGACAGGUUGCCAGGCGUUAAUUCUUUCCAGGAUACAAACAAGGUCCUUGCUGUUUCACGUGUUAUGGUUGCAUGGCAACCUAUUGGCAUAUCAAUGGGUGUGUUCGAUAUGUGCCACAGGUACCUGAAAGAGAGGAAACAGUUUGGAGCUCCAUUGGCAGCAUUCCAGAUUAACCAAGAAAAGCUUGUUCGCAUGCUUGGUAAUAUUCAAGCAAUGCUUCUUGUAGGUUGGCGCUUAUGCAAAUUGUACGAAUCUGGCAAGAUGACUCCAGGUCAUGCUAGCAUGGGAAAGGCAUGGACUUCCUUAAAGGCAAGAGAGACUGUCUCUCUUGGUCGAGAAUUACUUGGUGGAAAUGGAAUCUUGGCUGAUUUUCUAGUGGCUAAGGCAUUCUGUGAUCUGGAGCCUAUUUUCUCGUAUGAAGGCACCUACGAUAUCAACUGUUUGGUGACAGCUAGAGAAAUCACAGGGUUUGCAAGCUUUAAACCUGCUGCGCUGGGAAAGGCAAGUCGGCUUUAAAUUGAGUGGUAUGAAUGCAUACAAACCUUAAUUUCCGUUAUAAUCCAGCAAACAAACCAUACUGGAUGAUAAUACCAGGCGUGGGCCAUAGGGUCGAUGAUGGCUACUGAAACAUUGUAGAUGCAACUGGUUUCAACAACAGGAUAGCGUUGUGUGAAUAAGAUCAGUCCAAAAUUUAUGUUCCGUUGAAAUUUGUUAUAUUAGUUUUGAUUUUUCUGCUAU